Cuscuta campestris is the source of this 856-nucleotide messenger RNA. Lineage: Eukaryota; Viridiplantae; Streptophyta; Magnoliopsida; Solanales; Convolvulaceae. The record is from the annotation of a GenBank genome assembly.
UCACAUUCUCACAUUAUGGAAGGAACAUCUCGAACUUUUCCUUACACCAUAAAAUUCGUUGGUCUACUUGGUAGUCAUUCUCUUGGUAGAAAUCCAAAGUUCAUGGCUACGGCGGUGGAUUUAGGAAGGGAAUUGGUAAGGCGAAAAAUUAGACUUACCUAUGGAGGAGGCAACGUUGGCCUUCAAGGAGCUGUUGCUUCAACAGUCUAUACCAAUGGUGGUAUAGUUAGAGGCUUCAUACCAGGGUACAUAGCAGCACGACAGGUCUAUGGUCCUACAUACGGUGCAGAGUACACCGUUUCCAGCAAUUACUACAAGUAUUUUGAGAUGAAUCAUGUGGUGGAGGCUUUCAUCAUACUUCCCGGAGAAAUUGAUACUAUGGAAGGUUUGUUCACUUUGAUCUCAUGGGCAUCUGAAGGGUUGCACAGUAAACCCAUUGGUCUCUUGAAUAUUGACGGUUAUUUUAAUAACCUAAUCAAAUUUCUAGAUGACGCAGUGAGACAGAACUUCAUGGCUUCUAGUCAGAGAAAACUUUUCAUCUCUUCUUUCUUUAUUGAUGAGCUUUUAAACAAGCUAGCGUUUGCUAAAGCUUUUCCAGGUCCUGGGGCUAGUUAUGAUGAAUUUGUAAAUCCUGGGGCAUUGGACUUAGACUUGCAUUUGUAAUAUUACUUUAUGUAAUUUCAGUUGAAUUUAUGUUGGAAUAAUAUUGUCCAUGAACAUUAUGAGUUAACCAUAAGUCUUAUUCUAAGCUACAUGGCCAGUGCAAGUCAGAAAAAUAUCUAUUUUCAACAUCAAAAUGCAUCAUGUAAAUAUCAAACAUUUCUCAACAUGGGUUAAAUGAAAGAUUUCAUUAUAC